Molecule: messenger RNA, 528 nt
Organism: Triticum turgidum subsp. durum (durum wheat)
Lineage: Eukaryota; Viridiplantae; Streptophyta; Magnoliopsida; Poales; Poaceae
Source: the annotation of a GenBank genome assembly
AUGAGGCCACCGGCGGCUCUUGUGGUCGUAGCCGCCGUCCUUCUCGUGUUGUGCGGUGUCGACGCGACCGUGGAAACAACCUGCAAGGCGGCGGCCGACGAGGAUGCGCAUGUCAACUACAACUUCUGCGUGUCGGAAUUGAGAAAGCACUACCAGAGCUCCGACACAGACACAUGGGGCCUGGCCAAGAUAGCCGCUAACAUGGGCGUCAACAACGCCUAUGGUGCCAUCCAUGACAUCGAGCACCUACUAGCGAAGCCGAGCAUGGAUGCCAAGACGAAGGUCGCCCUUGGGCAAUGCCAGGGGCUGUACGACAACAUGAAGUUUGCGUUUGCUGGAGCCUACGACGAGAUCAACGACCGGAAUUACGCCGCGGGGAAAGAGAAGGCCGCAAAGGCCGUCUCCCUGACGCACCAGUGCGAUGAUGCCUUUGUGAAGGCCGCCGUCCCGUCGCCUCUCAAGCAACAUGGCCUCUACUCCGUGCAGACAGCGAUAGUUUGCAUGGCCAUCACUAACCUUAUCAAGUGA